Durusdinium trenchii is the source of this 1062-nucleotide messenger RNA. The record is from the annotation of a GenBank genome assembly. Lineage: Eukaryota; Dinophyceae; Suessiales; Symbiodiniaceae.
AUGUUGACGAUGACCCGCGUGGUCAGUGCCCCUUCAUGGCAGAGUUGGGGAGGCCCUUGUGUGUGUGUGUGUCGCUGUGUCACCGUUUGCAACUUGGAGGCUUCUAUUCUGAGUCUGGACAGGGACUGUAACCUCUCAAGUAUUCUUCGAAUGACCAGCCGCCAUCGUGAUGGCCACUUUCAGAAAUUUGGUUGGGCACAAGGGGCAGGACCAUCAUUGGUGUGCUGGCGGCCCUGGCGUGAUCAUGAUCAUACCAGCUUCACAAUUUAUGAUUUUGGAAGGGUCUGGUACGUCUGCCUCAAGAUCUGGAGUCAGUUUAUUGAGGCAGAUCAAACCGUGACAGAGCAACAGCUGCAUGAUCUGUGGGAAAAAUCCGCGGAGUUUGCUGCAGGGCUUGGCUUUCCUGCAGCCUCAGAAGCCAUCGACGUCAUCCAGGAGGUUCACCACCAAGAGCCUGCAAAGACCAUCGAUGAGUCCUUCAGUUCUGAGUGCACGGGUGCUUUGUGGGUCUCAUCACUGCAGGCGCAGCCAAUGCCCUCUUCAAGUGAACUAGCAGUUCUGUUGACGUUCAAUCGGCAUCCUGCCAGCAUGGACGCAGCCUUGAAGAGGAGCGACUUGGGAAGGCGCUUGGCAGCCUCUCAGCAUGAGAUUCAGCCUCCAUGGGCGAAUGGAGCCAAAAUCAUGGUCAUGGGUCUCGACGAAGCGGUCUGGCAUAGAGCCAUUAGAGAGGCCGACUUGCCGCAGAGCUUGCUGCAAUUGAAAGCAUAUCAUGUAGUUGCCCCAGCCAACAAGGUGGACGACAUCCUCGGGAUUGUGGCUGAGAUCCCUGGCUCCUCACGGCCUCGCUUGAAGGCAGGCUCCGAGCCUGUAUCGGUGCCAAACCCUGAGGUCGACGCUUCCAAAUUCCAGGUGUCGGAGCCAGUUCCUCCUCGUUGCCGAUCAUCUAUGACUCUGCAUCAACUACGACUCUGCAUUCGGCUGGCAGUGACCACAUCAACUACAACUCUGCAUGGCUCCAGGGAGUGCGUGAGAAGGCCCUCUACCUGCCGAUUCCCCACCUGA